Messenger RNA from Protopterus annectens (West African lungfish), 3956 nucleotides. RefSeq names its product FAM20A golgi associated secretory pathway pseudokinase (gene FAM20A). Gene Ontology annotation, cellular component: Golgi apparatus. The transcript is spliced from 11 exons. The coding region runs from base 273 to 1865 and encodes 530 amino acids. NCBI's taxonomy places the organism in Eukaryota, Metazoa, Chordata, Ceratodontiformes, Protopteridae. The record is from RefSeq and is a predicted model, not a curated record. Gene Ontology annotation, molecular function: protein serine/threonine kinase activator activity.
CUAAAUUUCACAAUUACUGGUUACCCUGCCCAUUAACCCUGUCCCAGACAGACGUGUCUCUGAAAAGUUGAACCUAAAGGCUGUUUGUUUUGUAACGACGUGUUUAAAACAAGUAGCCAACACCAUCGCCUUGGAACUAUGCCUCACCUGAUAAGCUACACGGCUCUUCAUUUACUCAGACGGAAGCAUAGAGAGUGCGAAGGAGUGAUUUCAUUAUCUUUCUCUGUUAGAAAGAGACCGGAAUCACUCAGUGACUCCUACAGGGUACAGUCAUGAGGAAAGACAGGCUUGUUAUCACGCUUCUGUGCGUUACCCUGCUCAGCGCCGAUCUAUAUUUCGUACUUUUACCAGAGAUUAAAGCUCGCCUAAUUGGAGCCGGGUGCCUCUGUGAGGAAAAGCAGGAAGCAGUGCCAACGGGACUAAAUUUUACUCUGGACGAUGGUUAUAAGAAGGGUACACAGGGACCGAGUAGCGCCGUACUGCCAAAGUUAUCAAAACUACGGUUACUGUUUGCACAUCCGCUGUACCAACCCAAAGCCACGAAAAGGCUCAAAGUUCGGGAUUUCCUUCUGAAACGGGACGAAGCUUUGCACAGUUUCUCCAAGAAGAUGGCACGAUGCAACAGACUGAAAAACAAACCCGCAGCUGGCAAUCAGACUUCAACAAAUGCAGCCAUCAAAGUUACUACAAAUGCAGCCAUCAAAGUUAAUUCUCUCCCCAGCUGGCUGAAGUUCCAAUUAGGAAUUAAUCGUUAUGGGCUUUAUUCCCAGCCAGACUCCAGAGUCGACCAGCUUAUUAAGGAUCUUGGAACCCUGAGUGUUAUCCAGGCUGAUUUCACCCAGGAUGAAAAGGCACUGAAUGGAUAUUGUGACUGCAGCAAAGUUGUGAAACCCAGUGGAGUGCACCUUAAGCUAGCACUAAGGUUCUCAGACUGUGGAAAAGCUAUGUUCAAACCUAUGAGGCAGACCAGAGAAGAAGAAACUCCAGAAAAUUUCUUUUACUUCACUGAUUUUCAGAGACACAAUGCAGAGAUUGCGGCAUUUCAUCUAGACAGGAUCUUAGACUUUAGAAGGGUCCCUCCUGUUGCAGGUAGGAGUAUAAAUGUCACCAAGGAAAUAAGGGAAGUUGCAACAAAUGAAGAACUGGAAAGUGUUUUCUUCAUCUCUCCAGCAAAAAAUGUGUGCUUUUUUGCAAGAUGUCCAUAUACAUGUAAGAGUGAAUAUGCUGUGUGUGGAAAUCCUCAUCUAUUGGAAGGGUCACUUUCAGCCUAUCUUCCUUCCCUGAAACUUGCACCAAGGGUGGCAAUCCCUAAUCCCUGGAUCCGAUCCUAUACUUUUGCUGGAAAAAUGGAUUGGGAAACUAAUCCGUUUUACUGCAGUGAAGUCAAGAAGAAUCCCAUUUAUAACACUGGCAAGAGGUUACUGAAUAUCAUUGAUAUGGCUGUCUUUGAUUUUUUAAUAGGGAAUAAAGACCGUCACCAUUUUGAGGUUUUUACAAACUUUGGAGAUGAUGGAUUUCUUAUUCAUUUGGACAAUGCCAGAGGGUUUGGAAAACAUUCUGAAGAUGACAUCACUAUUCUUGCUCCGCUGAUUCAGUGUUGCAUGAUAAAGAAUUCAACCUUGCUUAAACUGCAGCUGCUUUCAUUGCCAGAUUAUAAACUAAGUGAUGUCAUGAGGGAAUCCCUGCUCCAGGAUUUGUUGGUACCGGUGAUAACAGAACCUCAUCUUCUGGCAUUGGACAGACGAUUGGUACGAAUACUGAAAGCCGUACAAGACUGUAUCAAGACCUUUGGUGAAAAAAAUGUCAUAGCAGAUGACAGUCUGAAAAAUUCCUCCUCUUUUAGCAUAAGAACUAUGAAUGUAUGAUGUACAUUUCAAAAGGGCUGCAAAGACAGAUUUUACAACGAAAAUGUGUUUGCCCUGGAACUUGUUUGCACAGAUUAGUCUUUUUUCACCAGCACACUAUUUAUUGAUAAAGAAUGAGAAGUCUGGGUCUGGAGGAUAAAACUGUCAAACAGAACACUUGGGUCAUGGCGGUUCAAAUCCUCCCAUAACUAUUUGGCUGCUGUUUGGACAUAUUCUUUGGUUCUGCUGUGCUUCACUUUACCCAGCUGUUACUAUUUCAAAAUGUUUCUUGAAAGCUUGAAAUUAUAGAAAAAUACAAUGUGAGUCCUGAGCUGACCAAUUGGGUGCCACAGUGCAUAUAGACUAAUAUAUAGAACCACAUUAUUUUUACAGCUCUCACAAGAGAAGAGGUUCACAAAAAAGACAUGAAGGACUAAAAGCAGUAAACAAUUGUUGCAAAUUAUUGGUGCAUUUUCUAUGAAGUUUGUAGUGUACUUAUCAUGUCUGCAUUAUCAAGAUUGACUGCUUCUGCAAGGGAUGCUUGCUAUUACUUUUAUUACCCCACUUCCUUUAAAUUAUUUGGAAUAAUUUUAAUCUCUGCAGUUAGUAUUUCUUCCACGUCAGAAAUGAGACUUGGUUUCUGUUCUGCUUAUCGUAAUUUGUAAAACUAGGAGUAACAACAUGCAAAGAGGUGAAAUUAAUGACUUCCAUAUACCAGUGGGUGAGCUGAGCUGAGAUUUGAACCCGUCAUUCAUUUUUAUAUCCCAGUUAUAAAAGUACUUAAUUACAAAAAUGCCACUCAUUUUAAAAUGAUUUCAAAUUCAACACAAAUAGAAAUCUUGAUUCACGGUGUAAACAGAUCCAUUUUAGUAGUGUUGCUGGCUACAGUAGAGCAGUGUAAGGCAGAUGAGGCCUGGAACCUGAUAUAUGGCUACUGUCAAAACUGCAGUUAAAGGACUGUGAACUGAAGUCUGAAAAAUAUAUAUUUGAGGCGAUCAGACUGCAGAAGUGAUGUGAGCCCCUCUUCCCAUUUUUAUUGUAGCAAAUCAACAAAAAGUUACUCUGUUGAUAAAAAUAUUAGAAUUACUAAUGUGAUAUUACUGAACUUUCAAUACAUUAUUCUCUGCCUUCCACUUCUUUAUUUUAGACUCAGGCUCAUGCUGUCCUGAAAAAUAAUUCUUGGCAAGACUGAGCAUAAGCAUGCACUGCACACAAAAAAAGACUGAAAAAUCUCAUUGCCAUAGUAAAUAAGAACACAUCCAGCACUAAUUAGAAGAAAGCAAGUGAUGUCUCAUUUUGUCUAAUUUCUGUUGUAUUCUUGUUAUAAUUUUUUUAUUACAGAAAGCAGAUCUGCAGUUCUAUAGUAGCAAAUAAUAAAAUAUGUAUACAUAUUCUAUCUACUUUCAAAAUGCAGUCACGUAUUACAUACUAAAAUAAUUUCCCAGACCAGUUAGUAUGAAGAUGAUAAUAUAGUCCUGUGUAUUUUACUCUAUUGCUGCUUGUAGUUUAAAAACAAAAAAAUGUAGCUUAUUGUAACAAUAAGACUGUUUCCUAAAAUGACAAGCAACCUUUUAUGCUCACUAGCACUAUAUCAGGUGUUUAAAGCUACACAUUCCAUUCUACCUAGAAAGAGAAAAUUGGAUACAAACCAGCUGUAUCCUUUCUAUAUAAAAACAUUAGACAGCAUAAAGUAUCAGAGCAUGGUUUUCCUACUAGUGGAUGAAGCCUGAUCUCUCGAGCUUUGACUGCCUGAGCUUCAGGUCGCCAACGAUUGGAGUUCCUCAGUAGGAAAUCACUGCCGGCAAGUUGUGAAAGAUAUGAUUCCCUAUCUGAGGGAAUUUCCCCCUUUUUCAAGUAAGUGCAACCUUGGAGUUGAUAUAUAUAAGUUCUGGGAGAGUGUGGGGUUUACCCCCAACAUUGAAGGUGCAGAGAAGGGGGGCUUACCCCCGUGCAAAAAUACUUUAAAAAGUGAUUUUCAGCAAGAUGUUCAAGUGAAUACAUUUCAGGGAUUCCGAUCCUCAGUGCAUUUGUUUUGUCUGCUCAUAGUGGAAGCAUGUUUGAGAUAUUCUCUAUAUAUCUGCUCACCCCAAAUAAACAUUGCUUUAAAAUCUG